Molecule: messenger RNA, 4698 nt
Organism: Aspergillus costaricaensis CBS 115574
Lineage: Eukaryota; Fungi; Ascomycota; Eurotiomycetes; Eurotiales; Aspergillaceae
Exons: 5
Coding region: 280-4494 (1404 amino acids)
Molecular function (GO): protein binding; metal ion binding
Source: RefSeq, a predicted model, not a curated record
CAUCAUAUCAUAUAUCACUGUACCUGCCUGUCUACUACCUACUAGUUAGUAUUCGGGUGAUGUGCAAGACUGGGUGGUCUGAUGCACACACGACAUGCAUCUUCUAACUAGCCAUCCUGCGUUGAUUGUCCUAUCCGGUCAGUCACUUGACUAAAUAACCGUCAAUCUGCACAUUCCUGGUAGAUCAUCUUCUCUCCCUCUCUCCCUCAUUUCUCGUCUAUAUUCUCUGAAACACAGUCACUAUCUACUUGGAGAUUCCUUGGGCCGAGUGGAAUCAAUAUGUCGGAGUACAAGGUGGAGUAUGAUUCGGAGCUGGAUUCCUUCCAGCUCUACCACCGCUACGAAGAACCCCAACCGAACCUCGACUGGAAGCGCGCCGCUCUCAGCGGGCCUGCACUUCCAGCGCUGGGCAAUGCCGUCGCGGGAGCAGUCGGCUCCGCGCUCUCGAACGUCGCGACGUAUCCGUUGAGUUUGAUCGUUGCGCGCUUGCAAACGCAGAAAGUGCGAAGGGGUACAAAGUCGGAGGAAUCAGCGUCGGACGCCGAAUAUACCAGCGUCCUCGACGCAGCGCGCAAGAUCUACGCCGAGGAAGGAAUCGCCAGUUUCUACACGGGUCUAGCGCAGGAUACGAUAAAGUCCGUUGCGGAUUCAUUUCUCUUCUUCCUUGCGUACGAGUUCUUUCGUCAGCGGAGGAUACGCGCCCGGUUUGGGAAUACUCGCCGCAGCAAACAUACUGUUUUACCGGUGCUGGAUGAGUUAGCGGUGGGGGUUUUGGCGGGGGCGUUUGCCAAGUUGUUUACGACGCCGUUGGCAAAUAUUGUGGCGAGGAAGCAGACGGCUAAGGAUGUUGGUGGUGGGAGUACGAGGGAGAUUGCGGCGCGGAUUAGGGCUGAGAAGGGAUUACGGGGGUUCUGGUCGGGGUAUUCGGCUUCGUUGAUACUCACAUUGAAUCCGUCGAUUACGUUCUUUCUGAAUGCUGUGUUGAAGUAUGCGUUGCUGCCGAGGAGUCAGCGACAGAAGAGACCGUCUGCUGUGGCGACGUUCUUCUUGGCGGCCGUUAGCAAGUCGAUUGCUUCGUCGGUGACUUAUCCGUUUUCGAUGGCGAAGACGCGGGCGCAGGUUGCGGGGAGUCGGAUUACGGUGGGAGCUGAUGGGGAAAAGAAGAAGGAGGAUGAAGGGGUGUCGUUGAUGCCGGCGAUUGUUAGUAACGUGGCUGCGAUUGCGCGCACUGAGGGUGUUGCUGCGCUUUAUGCUGGACUUCCUGGGGAGGUGCUCAAGGGGUUCUUUUCACAUGGGUUUACGAUGCUCGCGAAGGAUGCGGUGUAUUCGGCUAUUGUGAAGAGUUAUUAUCUGCUGCUCAUUGCGCUUCGGAGGUAUCCGACCCCGGAGGAACUACUUCAAAGGGCUCGCGAACAGGCGGAGGAGUUUGCUGAUGCUGCUCGUGAGGGAGCUCGUGAUUUGGCCGAGAGAACACGGAGUGGCACGGAAGAAGUCCUGAGUCACCAGGCUGGGGGUGUGACGGUGGAUAUGACUUCCAGUGAUUUGGCGGAUUCGAACGAAACGGCGGAGAUGGUGGGAGAUUAUGUCGAGGAUGAUGGUAGUGCGAAGAGUCUGUAUCAUUGUGAGAAGCAGAAUAGUCGUCAUACUCCCAUGUCGACCGACCCCCAUUCCGGUCCCGGUCUAGGGGACCUGGAGAAAGAACUCACCUGCUCGAUCUGCACGGAUCUGCUCUACCAGCCUCUCACCCUCCUCGACUGCCUGCACACCUUCUGCGGCUCCUGUCUCAAAGAAUGGUUCUCUGCACAAGCCUCCCGCGCCCGGUCGUCAUCUUCCGUCCGCUUCACUUGUCCGUCUUGUCGCGCGGUGGUCCGCGAAACCCGCCCUAAUGCUACCGUUACUACGUUACUAGAUAUGGUCCUGGCGGCGAGUCCCGGUCGGGAUAAGUCGGCUGAGGAGAAGAAGGAGAUUGCGCAGAGAUACAAACAUGGUGAUUCGGUGUUCCCUGUUUUGCCGUCGGCGGAUCGGAGCGGUGAUGUUUCGGAUGAUGAGGAUCGGAGGUUGUUGGAGGAGGUAAGGGAAUUGAGUUUGCAGGAAAGUCGGGUCCGGUCGAGAAAUACUAGUGCUACUACUGGUCACCGGUCGAGGCAGUCGUCGCGGACUCGUCGCGCGGAAUCGAGUGCUGAGGUGGAUGGGGCGCGACAACGACGGCGAGAAGAGGAGCGUGCUGGGCGGCGACGGCAAGGGGAGACUGCUGCGGAGCGCAAUAGACGCAUAGAGCAUCAGUCUAGUUUGCGGUCGUUGUUGAGUUUGUCGGAUACCGAGACGAUACAGGAUCAGAUUCUACGGCAGAUUCUGGAGGAGGGGCUGUUGGAUGAUAUCGACUUCGAUAAUUUGGGUCCGGCGCAGGAAGAGGAGCUUAGUGAGCGCAUCGCUGAUGCGUAUCGUCGGAGGCAUAGAUUGCGCUCUCGCUCGCAGCAACGAUUGGAGGCGCGGGAGACGAAUCAGACGUCGUCACGGGCUCGGGCUCGCUCGCAUUCUACGCAGAGACCACAGGAAAAUUCUACGCAAAAUGAGACUAGCCGGAAUCCUCCUGUGUCGAGACCGCAUCUACUAGAUCCGCUCGUGGCACGAAAUGGGAAUCCGGGUCAUCAGAGGCGGUUGUCGGAUCAGGGCAGCAGCCGUCGGCGAACGUCACCGGUGCCUGCGAAUCCUGCUUCUUCGUCGGAGGUCACGCUGAGGCCUGCAGCGCGAUCGUCUAGUGACGUGGUUACUGACCGUCCCCGAAAUUCGCAGGCUGCCCGAGUCAGAACGGAUUCGUCGCCGCGCUCUCGACGUGCCACGGCAUCUGAGCAGAGCACACCGAACAUCUGGGUCGAAGGAGCUAGGGAACGUGCCAUCCGACGAGCUCCUGGUAGAUUAUCCAUCGACUCACCACGGGUGGUUGCAGCUCCUGAGCAGAAUACACACAUUGGUUCCUGGCCAGCGAGUCCGGGAAUGGUUGUGCCUGCGAGCAGUUCCUUGGUAGCAGAGGUGGGAGGGACAGGCAGAUCAGAGGUGCGAUCUCGACCAUCUUCGUCCCGGUCCAAUGCGCCUCGCUCUGCUAUCAUGUUCCGCGAACCGUCUAUUUCUUGCAGUCGAUGUGGCAAGGAGAAGAUACAAUAUGAUUUACACAAGAAAUGUCCCAAAUGCAAUGAUGGCGAAUACCACCUGUGCUUGAGAUGCUAUCGCACCGGCGAAGGGUGUCCCGAAUGGGCAGGCUUCGCCAAAUCUGCAGAGGCGGACUUUGAACGUAUUAUCGCUUCUUCAAGUGGCCAUCCCUCGCCACUUCGCAGCAGCUCCCAGCAGCACAUCCUACAGUCGUGCAAGUACCGUCGAGCACCAGACAUAGCCUACCGACCCGAUCGAGACGGACGAGUCAUGACCACCGACGACCCAGCCCAAAGACUUACAACCGGCUUCUUCUGCGACAGCUGCCAAUCCCCAGCGAACGACUGCUACUGGAAGUGCGACCAAUGCAACGAAGGCGACUGGGGCUUCUGCAACCGCUGCGUGAACCAAGGACGAUGCUGCACCCAUGCCCUCCUCCCCAUCUGCCGCAUACCACCCGACAGCAACUCAACUCCAACCGCAACCACAACCGCAACUGACAACACCCCCUCCCCACCACUCGAAACCUACAAGAUCCUCUCCAUCGCAACAAACUGCGACAUCUGCACGCACCCCAUCCCCGACUCCACCCCGCGCUUCCACUGCCUCCAAUGCAACAACGGCGACUACGACAUCUGCACCAACUGCUACCUCCGUCUCGUGGCCAUCGGCAAAAUCCGCAAAGAAAACGGCCACAACGGCUGGCGCCGCUGCCUGAAAGGCCACCGCAUGGCGGUAAUCGGCUUCGAAGACCACGAAGAAGGCCAACGCCGCGUCAUCCUCCGCGACCUCGUAGGCGGCCGUGCCCUCAACGACGACCACCUCAUCCAGGCCCCAUCUCCAACAGCCUCCCCAAUCACCACCACCUCCCCUUCCAACUCCACCAUCGCCUCCCCUGAAGUUGGCUCCGGCGACUGGAGCUGGAAAGAGGGCUCCGAGCGCCGCAAAAAGGCCUCUCGGAUCAGACCCUGGACUAUCGGUGAUCGUGAUCGUGAUCGUGACCGCUCCUCCGAACCAAGCACACCCACCAUCACCACAUCUUCCCCCUUCACUAUAUCCAGCCCAGCUAUAUCCUCACAAAUCUCAUCCCCCACCACCACUACCAACAAUACGAUGAACAUGACCGGCACCCGCCGCUACCCACCCGACGGCGGCGUCGGCCUAGUCGUCCAUGCCCUAUGGUCAUGGUACCCCGAAGACGGAGUCAAAGACGAACUGAUGUUCCCGCGCGGAGCGGAAAUCACCGAAGCAGAGAAUAUCAAUGAUGAUUGGUACUGGGGGUGUUAUGCGGGAUUGACGGGGUUGUUUCCGGGGGCGCAUGUGUUUGUUGCGGGGGAGGUGGUUUGAUUGAUGAUGAAGGUGGUGGUGGCAGUUCCGGUUUAUAUUAUGCUGUUGAUUGAAUUUGUCGUUUGUUCUCUGUUCUUUUGCUGCGUGAUUUGUUUACGAGUUUACUGACUGACUGACUGACUGACUGAUGAUGAUGAUAUGUUUUCAUGACUUAUGUUUUGUAUGUAGUAUAUGAUGUUGUUGUUGUUACUUUCUUUAUGAUGA